Messenger RNA from Symbiodinium natans, 2118 nucleotides. The record is from the annotation of a GenBank genome assembly. NCBI's taxonomy places the organism in Eukaryota, Dinophyceae, Suessiales, Symbiodiniaceae.
AUGGACCAAAGCAGCACGGCGCCCCCGGCCCUGGAUGCGGGGGAGCUCCGCUCUGUGUGCCAGACGUGUACAGUCAAGGAGCUGAAGCAGCUCCUGAGGAAUCUGGCGGUUGAUCUCAACGGCUACGUGGAGAAGUCCGAGCUCGUGGACGCCGCUGUCCGCCGCCUGGACCCCGACGCGAAGGCCAAGCUGCGAUUGUUCAGCUACUGCCGGAUUUGCUGCAACUGGUGCCUGGAUGACGACGUCUGGCCCCUCACGUGCGGCCACCUCGCCUGCUUCCAGUGCUUGGGCAUGUACCUCGAGAGCCAGAUCCAGGCCAUGAAGUCCUCCCUGAAGUACCACCUUCCCUGCAUCUACGCCCCGGCCUGCUCCCAUGAGAUGCGGUUUCAGGAUGCCACGUCCAUGAGCGUGGCCCUGCGGAACCUCUGGAAGGACCUCCAGCAGCGCGAGCGCCUCAUCCGCGACGCGAAGUACGAGGUCCUGGAGUGCCCCCAGCCGGGCUGCGUCGGAGUCGCCUACAAGGAGCGCGGCCGGCGCACAGCCAUGUGCUUCCUGUGCGAGCACACCUGGGAAGCCAACGCCAAUGGAACCGACGAAGACGGCCAGAAGCCGAAGUUUGACGGAACCCGGGUUCGCAAGUGUCCGAAAUGCCAGGCGCCGAUCGAGAAGAACGGGGGCUGCAAUCACAUGCACUGCACGCGCUGCGGCCGGCACUUUGAUUGGGCAGCGAGCCAGUCGGCGGGAGAUCCCAAUGCAGCUCCGAGCUUUGCGGGGGCUGGCUCUGCACCCCGGGGUUUCGAAACCUUCAACCAUGCGGAGGACAUCUUCAGGCAGUUUUUUGGCGGCAAUGGGCACCCAGAGACGGAGGCACACCGCGCCCACCGUGCCCACGCGGCCCAGCACGCCGCCCAGGCGGCGCAGGCCCAGGCGGCCCACCAGGAGGCCCACGCCCAGGCGCAGCAGAGGGCGCGUGAGGCACAGGCCCGAGCCACCGCCGGUCCAGCACCCCAGGCUGUGAAUCCAGGAGCCUUCAUCAACCAAUUGGGCAACAUGUUCGGUGUCGACGCGGAGAUGCAACGGCAGGCGCAGCAGGCGGCCCAACAGGCGGCUCAGCAAGCAGCCGCGGUCCACCAGGCUACCAGACAGGUCUUGAGCUUGCUGGAAGAGCAAGAGAAUCAGCUACGAUGUGCUGCCCUCCAGCGCUUGAACGAGGUGGUGGAUCAGUUCUGGCACGAGAUUGCUGACUACCUGAAUGACAUUGAAACGCUGUAUGAGGACCCUUCCUUUCCGGGGCGCGGGAUGGCAGCGUUGGUGGCCUCCAAGGUGUUCUACCAUUUAGAGGAGUAUGACGACGCCUUGCGUUUGGCGUUAGGCGCAGGCCAACUCUUUGACCUGAACCAGCGGUCCGAGUACGUGGAGAAGAUCGUUGCAGUCGCCAUCGACGAGUACGUCAAGUUGACGGGAGACAACUUUGAGUUGGAGAUGAAGAAGAAGGACCCGGUGCCCAUCGACUCGCGCUUGGAGGACGUGGUGAAUCGGAUGUUUGGGCGCUGCCUGGAGGACAAGGCCUACAAGCAGGGUCUCGGGAUGGCUUUGGAGACGCGGCGCCUCGACAAGGUCACUGAAUUCAUCAAGCAGAGUGACACCAUGGCUGACAUGCUGGAGUACGCGCAGCUCUCGGCCAUGACCUUGCUCACCUCCAAAGCCUUCAGGGAGCGCGUCCUGAAGGCCCUAGUCGAGAUUCACACCUCGGUCCAGGAGGUGAACCUUGCAGCGCUGGCGCAGUGCUACUUCAUCCUUGGUGAGCCGGGUGAGGUCGCCAAAAUUCUGAAGGACUUGCUUGGACGCCCGGAGAAGGAGGGCCGCGCGCUUGCGUACCAGAUUGGCUUCGACAUCGUUGACAACGAGAGCCAGCACUUCUGCAACGCAGUUCUCUCAUCGCCACUUCUCAAGGUCAAGGAGCCAGCGCCGGAGCCCCCUGCGGCGCCUGCCGCGCCCGCGGAGGGUACGGAAGCUGCGCCUGAGGCGGCCGAAGCUCCUCCCCCGGCCGCUCCCCCGGUGGAUGAGGGCCCGGCCAUGUCGGAUCAGGUGCUCCGCGCAUUCCCCGUUGACCCUUGA